Messenger RNA from Cokeromyces recurvatus, 1341 nucleotides. RefSeq lists its product as uncharacterized. The transcript is spliced from 2 exons. Gene Ontology annotation, biological process: regulation of DNA-templated transcription. Gene Ontology annotation, molecular function: DNA-binding transcription factor activity; sequence-specific DNA binding. The record is from RefSeq and is a predicted model, not a curated record. The coding region runs from base 1 to 1341 and encodes 446 amino acids. Lineage: Eukaryota; Fungi; Mucoromycota; Mucoromycetes; Mucorales; Mucoraceae.
AUGGUAGAUGAUCCAUCAACAGAUGAAUUGAUCCGUUGGUCAGAUGAUGGUUUAUCUUUUGUUGUUAUCCGUCAUGAAGAAUUUGCAAAGAGAGUGCUACCUCGUUUCUUCAAGCACAGUAAUUUUUCUUCAUUUGUACGUCAGUUGAACAUGUAUGGAUUCCAUAAGGUACCUCAUCUUCAAAACGGUGUACUUAAUACAACAGGAGAAGCAGAGCGUUGGGAGUUUAGUAAUCCUCAUUUUCAGCGUAAUCAACCUGAUUUGCUUCUGUUAGUUACAAGAAAGAAAGGUCGUGAUCCUGAAGAGAAGGAAGCAGGGGCAGUAGAUCUUCAUUAUAUUCUUGAUGAAAUUGCUGCUAUUAAAAAACAUCAAAUGUCUAUUAGUAAUGAAUUAAAAAAUGUUCAAAAUGAUAAUCAAAUAUUAUGGCAAGAGAAUAUUGCAACAAAGGAAAGAUACCAUCGACAUCAAGAAACAAUUGAUAAAAUUUUGCGAUUUUUGGCUUCUGUCUUUUCAAAUGAUAAGAAUAAACAUGUCGUGAUUCCUCGAAAACGUCAGUAUUUAUUAGGAGAUGGCACAACACAAAAAGAAAGUAAAGAUCAGUUACCCACAUCUCAGAAUAAGAAAAGACGAUGUAGCAAAAUAGAAGAUGUAGAUGAAGAUCAUGAGCCUCCUUUAAAAUCACCUCAGAAGACAUGUAGUUUCGAUAUCUCUGAUUAUGUAAAUGAUACAAAUGAUAUUGAAAAGGAGACAACAAGUCAUGCUUUAUUGAAACCUAUUCAAGAGGAAUCUUCGUUACCACAUCCUCCAACUUCUAGUACUGCUACUGCUGAUCUUCAAGCUGCUAUUGCUCUAAAUGAUCAAACUAAAAAAGAUAAUGCAGCAUCAUUAGCCUUACCUGCGCUUAAUCUGACCAUAAAUAAUGGAAUAGAUAUACCAGCAAAUACAACUACAGCAUCAACAAUGCCCACUAAUAGUAUUCCUGAUAUUACAUCACUUUUUAACUCACCCCACUUUCAAGGAUUAGUUAAUUUAGCUCAAGCAAAUCCUGCUUUAUUCAAUCAGUUAACUAAUAGUAAUUAUUUUGAUAUUUCAAAUCAGUUUUUAGCUAACAAAGCAGAAACCACAAAUUCUGGUACAACUACAGCUAUUAGUUCACCGACCACCACUGUGGAUACACCUACGACGAUUACUAUGCCUACAACUCCUGGAGAAUUGGAAUCUAGCUUAAAGACGCUUGCCAAUGAGCUUGGACUUGAGACUGAUGGCAGUGGUAAUCAACUGAGUUAUGUCAACAUGGAUGAUUUUUUGACUACUUACGGUGAGUUAAAAAAAAAAAAAUAA